AUGAUACCAUUCACCCAUUCACCCAGCCAAUCCAAUCGUUCGUUUGUGCCCCACCCCUCAUCUAAUAACCAAUCCUCAACCCUACUCCACUUAAUACGCGCUUUCUUUCUUUCUUUCUUUCUUUCUUUCUUUCUUUCUUUCUUUCUUUCUUUUUUCGCGCCUAUUGUCUUUCUUUGUCGUUUUUUCUAUUUCUUUCUUCGUUCUUUCUUUUUCUCUUUCAUUCUUUCUUUAUUUCAUGCCUUUCCUUUUUCUUUCUCGAUUUUUUCUAUUUCUUUUUUCUUUUUCUUUCUUUCUAACUCCUUCUCUUUUGUUGUUUCUUUCUCUAUCACUUUUUCUGUAUCACCGUUUCUCUUUCUUUCUCGCCUUUUAUCUUUCUUUCUUUCUUUCUUUCUUUCUUUCUUUCUUUCUUUCUUUCUUUCUUUCUUUCUUUCAUGCCUUUUUGCUUUCUUUGCUGUUUUUCUACUUCUUUCUUUCUUUCUUUCUUUCUUUCUUUCGCUUUCUUACCUUUUUCUCGCUGCCUUUUCUUUCUCCUCUCUUUUUUCUUUUACUUUCUUUUCCGUUCCGUUCUUUUCUUUUUUUUCUUUCUUACACUUUCUUUCUUUUCUUAAGAUCAUUUUGUUUUUCGUCGAAAACAACUUCCUGAUGGCACCAGUAAUGUGCCGGACAUUAACUUUAGCGCAGUCGGGAAAAAAAUGGAUGAUAAACAAUAACAACAUCCCAAAACAGGGAUUUUACACGGAACAGGGUUGGGAUCGGCAUAUUUGUGUCGUGUUUUCAUGUCUGUGUUUCUACGUGUGGGUGAAAAAGAGAGAGAAGUCCGAAGAUUAG
This is a messenger RNA of Acanthosepion pharaonis, 828 nucleotides long. Lineage: Eukaryota; Metazoa; Mollusca; Cephalopoda; Sepiida; Sepiidae. The record is from the annotation of a GenBank genome assembly.